Messenger RNA from Macrosiphum euphorbiae (potato aphid), 687 nucleotides. NCBI's taxonomy places the organism in Eukaryota, Metazoa, Arthropoda, Insecta, Hemiptera, Aphididae. The record is from the annotation of a GenBank genome assembly.
AUGAAGAUGCUAGAACUUUUUCAAAAGGUGGACCAGAUUGAGGUUGACAGAAAUGUUCCUGUUACUGGUAUUAAAAACAUAAGAGUUAUAGUUUCAUCAACAGCGAACUUGACAAACUCUUCAUCAAUUGUUUUUCCAACUUCAACUGGUGAGAAAAUUAAAAUCAAUACAUUUAUACCUCAACAAGACGAAAUUGAAAAAUGCUCAUUGAAUGAAAGUUAUUGCAUCAAAAUUGAUAAUUAUCCAAGAGAAGAUUUAUCAAAUCUUUUUAGAACCAGCAAGUUUGUGUUAAAUCCUUAUUAUGAUAUAGAUGCUAUGAAUGAGAUAAAUGAUUUUGAAACAAGAAUAUCAGAUGAUUCACUUGAAUCAUACUGUGAGUCAAAAACAGAAGUAAUAUUUCCAGAAGCCGGUCUUACAACAAAAAACGAAUGGCGUUAUAUUGUACAAACUCCAGAAAAUAAUAACAAUGACACUUUCAUUAAACAAGGAAUUCUAGUGGAGAAAUGCAUUGACACUAGUGUUCCGUGCAAAUUUGAUGAUACUUUACCAUUAGGAUUCGUUUCAACAUGUAUACAAAAAUAUAUUAUCAAAAGAUUAAUAUCCAUUGAAGGUUCACAUCAUUUUUACUAUGAUACUUUUAAAAUGCCAUCUUGUUGUCAGUGUAAGUAUAGUAGAAUUGAAGAUUAA